This is a messenger RNA of Hippoglossus stenolepis (Pacific halibut), 2238 nucleotides long. RefSeq names its product AT rich interactive domain 5A (MRF1-like) (gene arid5a). Gene Ontology annotation, molecular function: transcription cis-regulatory region binding. Bases 31 to 1782 code for a protein of 583 amino acids. The record is from RefSeq and is a predicted model, not a curated record. Gene Ontology annotation, cellular component: nucleus. NCBI's taxonomy places the organism in Eukaryota, Metazoa, Chordata, Actinopteri, Pleuronectiformes, Pleuronectidae. Gene Ontology annotation, biological process: regulation of transcription by RNA polymerase II. The transcript is spliced from 7 exons.
AAGCCGGAGACUAGAGGACAACUUCUAGACAUGGCUCAAGAGGACCAGAGAGAGACGUCCCAGCAGACAGAAGAGAAGCGGACCAUGAACCAGGCUUCUCCCGCUGUUAUCGAGAUUCAUGACUCUACGACUGAAUGUGAGGAAGAGACGAGGCCCAGUCCAGUGCAGAUGGAGGAGAAGGCUUUUGUGUCAAGUCUGCACUCUUUCAUGAAGGAAAAAGGUUCACCUAUAGAGAGGAUCCCACAUCUGGGCUUCAAACAGAUCAAUCUUUGGAGGAUCUACAAAGCCGUGGAGAAACGUGGAGGCUACGAUUUGGUGACGACACAGCGUCUUUGGAAGAAAGUGUAUGACGAGCUGGGAGGAAGUCCAGGCAGCACCAGUGCUGCUACAUGCACUCGUAGGCACUAUGAGAGGCUCGUGCUGCCAUUUGAAAGACACAUUAACGGAGACGAGGACAAACCUCUGCCCCCAAGCAAACCACGGAAACCGUACAAGAGAAACUUGGAUGGGAAGAUUAAAAAAGUAGAGGUUAAGAGAAAAAGGAGUCAGUCGGAUAGAGAGAUGGAUUCUGAGACCCAGAGGAGUCCAGAGGUCGCCUGCCAAAGUGAACCAGUGAUUCAUCCUCACUCUGCUCUCUGGGCUGCUGCGUCUGACAGACACUAUCCAGACUGCUCUCAGCCAAUCAGAGCCCCCACUGAUCUUUGCACUUCUGUCUACGCCCUUCUCCCAGUGUCCACAUCUAAUCCUUGGACUGCUCACAUCACUUCUGCUGCUGCUGCAGAGGUCAUCUCUCCUCUGGAGAAAAAAAAGCGCAUGGCUCAGGCCAGCUUGAAUUUGCCCCCGAGUCCACAGAGCGAGGAUAAAGAAAGGCCCUCGGUCAUCCGCUGCUCCCAGUCUCCAGCCCGGGCUUCUUCCAGCCACAACUGCAGCUCCUCCGAUGAUGGCUCCCCGCUGCCUUUAUCCUCCUCCUCUUCCCGCAGCCCCUCCCCUCUCUCUGUGUCAUCAGAGGAUGAACCAACAGGAAAUGAAGAUAAGCCUGCAUCAAGCUCAAAGCUGAGCCCAAACUGUUGUAGCUCUGUUACAUCCAACUGUGGUGAGGACAAUGUGUCUGUGAGCUGUACUCAGGUAUCAAAAGACUCUGCAGGACCAAAUAAGCACAUCUCUCAGGUCAGCUCCCAAUUACUAAUCGCUGACUCAAUAAAAAGCCAAAUUAGAGAUUGGGAGCCAGUCCACAAAGUGGGUAGCAAAUAUUUCACCCAUCCUUUCCAGUCGACUUCUACCUCCAGUUUUACCAAAGUUAUUCCAAAAUCGGUUCAGCUUAUGCGGCCUGCUCCCAUGCGGCCGAGUUAUAAAAUCCACCAGGGCAGGUUGGUGCACCAGGACGACCAUCAGACUCAUGCUAAGAAGCUGAGCAACGUGGUUCCAUGGGUUUAUCCGACAGAGAAGAGGGAGAAAUCCAGGACGAUGCAACAGAAAAGUCCUGUCUCUCAGCAGAGUGUGUCCCAGGCCACCGCCUCCCUGCCGGUGCUGUGCGUCCUGUCAAGCUACGACAAAUCAGGGAGAGACUCUCGGCAUCCGCCUCCAUUCCACCCUGUGUUUCUCCCCAACAGAAUGAGACUACCACAGUCCCAGCUGAUGUACCGUCAUAUACCAAUGGGUCCAGCUCCCUCUGCUCUAGCUGGCUCGGUUGUUUAUCCAUAUCCUUACCCUGUUCCACUGUUAAACCCUCACAUUGGAUACACCCUGCCUGCCAUGAAUCCAAGUUAUCCUCACAAGCUCUGAUUUUUCAAUUACAGUUCAUCUUUCCAUUGAAAAAGGCCGCCGCUGAGCUUGUUAGACCACUUUUGUAUUGCUCCGUGUAAUUUUGGGGAGGCCUUAGUGUUUUAAAGAUGUAAUGAAUUACGCAACACACACACACAAUAGGUUCUACAGAUUUACACACGCCUGGGCAGUGAUAGCUUUAUGUGUAACAGUGGGAAACAUACAAGGCAUUGUCAUUGUAUUAGUCCAAUUUUUUAUGCACUCUGAAGGACAUUACUCAAAAACGGUCUGUCACACAUAGUACUACACUAGUGUAUAGUCUGUUAUUCACCCAAUAUGUUUCUUUUGUCACUUCACACAUUUGCACAUGUGUUCAAAGUAUACAAACUUUAAUGACAUGUAUUUAUGAAUAUGACAAAUUCACAGUAGAUUUCUGAAACACAGCAGGUUCAAUUAAAGGUAAAGAUUUUCUUCCUU